GUCUACAUGCGUCUAUAAAUGCACCUCCAUGUAGUAGUCUUGUCCUUUCCUAACGAAGGUGCUGUGUCUAGUCUACAGAGGAUCUACAACUUCUACCAGCAAUAUGUCAAAAGACCAGGCUUUUGUGACAUUGGCGACCAAUGACAACUAUGCCAGAGGAGCCAUGGUCCUGGGCAAGUCCCUGAGGAACCACCAGACAACCAGGCAGCUGGUGGUGAUGAUCGGACCCAAAGUUUCUGAUCCCUGCAAGGGAGUGCUUCACAAGAUCUUUGACGAGGUCUUGUUGGUGGAAGUGUUGGACAGCAGAGAUGCAGCUCACCUGACCCUGAUGAAGAGACCUGACCUGGGAGUCACCUUCACCAAGCUACGCUGCUGGACCCUUACACACUAUUCCAAAUGUGUCUUCAUGGACGCAGACACACUGGUGGUACAGAACAUAGAUGAGUUGUUUGACAGGGAGGAGCUGUCUGCGUCCCCGGACCCCGGCUGGCCAGACUGUUUCAACUCCGGCGUGUUCGUGUUCCGGCCCUCCGACGAGACCUACGGCAAACUGCUCCAGUACUGCACAGAACACGGCAGCUUCGAUGGAGGAGACCAGGGGAUCUUGAAUGGCUACUUCAGUGACUGGGCAACAGCAGAUAUAUCCAAACACCUCCCCUUCAUCUACAACCUCAGCAGCAUAGCAAUCUACACCUACCUUCCAGCAUUCAAACAAUACGGUGGCAACGCCAAGGUGGUCCACUUCCUGGGUCAGACCAAGCCGUGGAGCUACACGUACGACCCCACGACCAAGAAGAUCAGCGGGGACAUGCAGGAGACCUCCACACACCUCAGCUUCCUCCUGGACUGGUGGUUCCUCUACUCGUCCUCUGUGGUGCCCAUGAUGGCGGAGGGAUACGGAGACCAGCCCUUCCACUCUGGCUGCGUGGAAGUCAGUCUAGAAUUCCAAUCCUCGGUCAAAGAAAGUUGUAAUCAUGAUGGUCACUGGCCUGCGCUGUGGUCCCAGAUCUGUAGUCCCAAGGAGGAUGGAUGGAAGGGAAGCAGCACGUCCCAUGAGCCCCAUCACACUGAGCCAUACAUGCCACCCGAGACAUCCGAGGAACGCAAGCAGAAAUGGGAGCAGGGCCAGGCGGACUACAUGGGAAUAGACUCGUUUGACAAUAUCCAGAAAAAGCUUGAUGCUUUUCUCAAAUAAAGGUCUACAAGGGAUCACUUAGUUUGACAGAUUGAUUUAGUUAUUGCCCCCCCCCCCCCCCCCCCCCCC
Molecule: messenger RNA, 1264 nt
Organism: Salvelinus fontinalis (brook trout)
Lineage: Eukaryota; Metazoa; Chordata; Actinopteri; Salmoniformes; Salmonidae
Product: glycogenin-1-like
Exons: 8
Coding region: 104-1195 (363 amino acids)
Cellular component (GO): cytoplasm
Molecular function (GO): glycosyltransferase activity
Source: RefSeq, a predicted model, not a curated record